Molecule: messenger RNA, 1657 nt
Organism: Calliphora vicina (urban bluebottle blowfly)
Lineage: Eukaryota; Metazoa; Arthropoda; Insecta; Diptera; Calliphoridae
Gene: nAChRalpha5
Product: nicotinic Acetylcholine Receptor alpha5
Exons: 11
Coding region: 118-1503 (461 amino acids)
Biological process (GO): signal transduction; regulation of membrane potential; nervous system process
Cellular component (GO): postsynaptic membrane; neuron projection; synapse
Molecular function (GO): acetylcholine-gated monoatomic cation-selective channel activity; transmembrane signaling receptor activity
Source: RefSeq, a predicted model, not a curated record
UUAGCAGGUUAUAAUGAAAAGAGACUGUUACAUGAUCUAUUAGAUACAUACAAUACACUAGAACGUCCGGUUUUAAAUGAAUCGGAUCCAUUACAAUUAAGUUUUGGUUUAACUUUAAUGCAAAUAAUUGAUGUGGAUGAAAAGAAUCAAUUGCUGGUAACAAAUGUUUGGCUGAAAUUGGAAUGGAACGAUAUGAAUUUGCGUUGGAAUACUUCAGACUAUGGUGGUAUAAAAGAUUUACGUAUACCACCGCAUCGGAUAUGGAAACCGGAUGUGCUGAUGUACAACAGUGCUGAUGAGGGUUUCGAUGGUACAUAUCAAACAAAUGUGGUGGUGCGCAAUAAUGGCUCCUGCCUCUACGUACCACCGGGCAUAUUUAAGUCAACAUGUAAAAUUGACAUAACAUGGUUUCCGUUUGAUGAUCAACGUUGUGAAAUGAAAUUUGGCAGUUGGACAUAUGAUGGAUUUCAGCUGGAUUUGCAAUUACAAGAUGAAACUGGCGGUGAUAUCAGCAGUUACGUGCUCAACGGCGAGUGGGAACUACUGGGUGUGCCUGGUAAACGUAAUGAGAUCUAUUAUAAUUGCUGUCCAGAACCAUACAUUGAUAUAACAUUUGCGAUUAUAAUACGAAGAAGAACAUUAUAUUAUUUUUUUAAUUUAAUUAUACCCUGUGUACUGAUUGCAUCAAUGGCUUUAUUAGGUUUUACACUGCCACCAGAUUCUGGUGAAAAAUUAUCAUUGGGCGUUACUAUUUUAUUGUCUUUAACGGUAUUCCUUAACAUGGUAGCCGAAACGAUGCCAGCAACAUCGGAUGCCGUACCCCUGUUAGGUACAUAUUUCAAUUGCAUAAUGUUUAUGGUAGCUUCAUCCGUUGUGUCAACGAUUUUAAUAUUAAAUUAUCAUCAUCGAAAUGCUGAUACACACGAAAUGUCCGACUGGAUACGUGUGGUAUUUCUAUGCUGGUUGCCCUGGAUCUUACGCAUGCAUCGACCAGGUAGACCCAUAAUAUUGGAUUUCUCAUCAACCCCCUGUUCGGAUACAUCAUCGGAGAGAAAACAUCAAAUCUUAUCCGAUGUGGAACUAAAAGAGCGCUCCUCGAAAUCAUUACUGGCCAAUGUUUUGGAUAUUGAUGAUGAUUUUCGCAAUGUACGCCCCAUGACUCCCGGUGGCACACUGCCUCAUAAUCCAGCAUUUUAUCGUACAGUUUAUGGACAAGGUGAUGAUGGUAGCAUAGGUCCCAUAGGUAGUACCCGAAUGCCGGAUGCUGUAACGCAUCAUACAUGUAUAAAAACACAAACGGAAUAUGAAUUAAGUUUAAUAUUAAAGGAAAUACGUUUCAUCACGGAUCAGCUUCGCAAAGAAGAUGAAGAAAAUGAUAUAGCCAAUGAUUGGAAAUUUGCCGCUAUGGUCGUUGACAGACUGUGCCUUAUCAUAUUCACAAUGUUCACAAUAUUAGCUACAAUAGCUGUACUACUAUCAGCACCACAUAUUAUUGUCUCGUAGCUAUAUGAGAGAGGUGGUUAUUGUUAUUGGUUUUAUCACAAAAUCAAUUUGUUAAUUAUUAAAUUAAUAACGAAAAUUUUUAAAUAAACAACCAGAAAAAAAACAAAAAAAAAAACUAAACAUACCCAAAAAAAAAACCGAAAAAAAAUCUUAA